AUGGUUCACUCUGCCAUGAAGUGCGUAUACAUAGACCUCGCGGGACACCUCGGUACAUACCAUACUCUCACUCACUUGUAUCUCGCUAUAUCGGCUAUUGGUGCACUGGCCGGCAUCAAGUUCGUACGAGGUCCGUUUGCCUUCCUCUCGCCCAGACCCGGUACUCAACGCAUAUGUGCACUUGCCGGACUUGGAUGCGCGCUCGGGACGAUUAGCACAACAGACAUUCUUGACACUACCGGUUACAGAAAGUCGCUUUCUAAGCGUAGCGGGCUAGAAAAAUAUGGCAUAGGUGCCGCGGGUGUGUUGGGUCACGCCCUCUUGCUUGUUCUUCUGGAACAUCUCAGGCAAAGAUCGGUAUGCUACCUCUACCAACUCUAUGAUGAGAAGAAAAUGAAUGCCGGCAAAAGUCUUGAGAUGAUCUCGCUUGAGCACAAGAUCAGUGAGCUCGAGAGAAGGUUUGAGAAGAAGGCUCGCGAGAUGGCCGAGAUACGGUUGGUGGAGUUGAGGAUGGACAAGCUCGAGAGUAAGCUGGCUAGUUGGGAACACAGGCACUAG
Molecule: messenger RNA, 558 nt
Organism: Aureobasidium pullulans EXF-150
Lineage: Eukaryota; Fungi; Ascomycota; Dothideomycetes; Dothideales; Saccotheciaceae
Exons: 1
Coding region: 1-558 (185 amino acids)
Source: RefSeq, a predicted model, not a curated record